Messenger RNA from Ostrea edulis (European flat oyster), 897 nucleotides. RefSeq lists its product as uncharacterized. The transcript has 3 exons. The coding region runs from base 90 to 881 and encodes 263 amino acids. Lineage: Eukaryota; Metazoa; Mollusca; Bivalvia; Ostreida; Ostreidae. The record is from RefSeq and is a predicted model, not a curated record.
UACAUGUACAGUGUAUAUAUUGAAUGAUAGCGAGUCAAAAUAUAGUUUAGGUCAAUCCAUUUAUCUUUAACAAGGAAUAACCGAGUAGAAUGGAAUUUGAUCUGUACACUUUCUUCAUUUUCUAUUUAUUAAUGAUAUAUUCAAAUGGAAAGAAGGUUCAUAGCCAACAAAAACGGAUUUUGUUGAAUGACCCAGAUUUGAUAAAUUCUCGACUGGAAGCCAUGGAACGUGAACUGCAGGCCGUGAGGUCAGAUUUGACGGACACGAAGACUGAAACCCAAGUCCUCAAACAUCUAGUGGAUAGUCAAACCACGGAACUCAGAAGACUGAAAACUUCUGGAACAACAUACAUCAGAUGGGGUAGAAAAUCGUGUCCAGCGCUGAAUGGAACGUCCUUGCUCUACAGUGGUUUCGCUGCUAGUGGUUUCUAUGAUGCUAAAGCAGCUUCUACAAAUACACUAUGUCUCCCUCAUGAUCCAGACACGGCUCCCGUUGGUUUGCCUGUCUAUGCUGAUUAUGGACGCAUAUAUGGAUCUGAAUAUGAAUUUAAUUUCAAAAACAUCGCUCUGAAUGAUGACGUUCCCUGUGCUGUUUGUUACACUACACAGGCAGUGUCCAUCAUGAUUCCGGCCAAAACAUCCUGUCCCUCCUCUUGGACAAAGCAGUAUGCAGGGUUUUUAACAUCCGGCGGAUAUUACUCCGAUCAAUAUGGGAAUGAAUACUUGUGCGUUGACGGAGAUCCCGAGUACAUGACAGACGGCGCCAGGCGACAUAACGAGAAUGGCAGACUGUUCUAUCCUGUCCACUCCGUGUGUGGCUCCCUGCCAUGUCCACCGUACAAGGACUCUCAAAAUCUUGGAUGUGUGGUCUGUACAAAUUAAUAAAAAUCAUUGCUUU